This is a messenger RNA of Biomphalaria glabrata, 9725 nucleotides long. Its product is annotated as zinc finger protein ush-like. Gene Ontology annotation, biological process: cell differentiation; positive regulation of transcription by RNA polymerase II; heart development. The coding region runs from base 651 to 5441 and encodes 1596 amino acids. The record is from RefSeq and is a predicted model, not a curated record. Gene Ontology annotation, cellular component: nucleus. The transcript has 6 exons. Gene Ontology annotation, molecular function: RNA polymerase II-specific DNA-binding transcription factor binding. NCBI's taxonomy places the organism in Eukaryota, Metazoa, Mollusca, Gastropoda, Planorbidae.
AACCAAUACCAAACAAGUUGGUCUUAUUUUUGGCGUACAGUUUUGUCUUUCAAGUGACAAGAGUUGCGCUGGAGCUAAUCUCUAUAGACACAAGAGUUACAGAGCUCAUAUUGUUUUGGAAACACGCAACGCAACGUAGGCAAACGAUUUGUGGAGAUUAUGUAAAUUAGUCGUGUGUUGUCUUUUUUAGACUUGUGAUUUCUAGUUGGACACAGUGGCAAGGUUGGGAAACACCACAGGAAGUAGACUCUAGAUCUAGCCUACUACUCUUCAAUUUAGAAGAUUAGCUGUGUGUAUCUGUGAAGAUUGCAAAUAUAAUCAUAUGCAAAUAUAAUCUAGAUUUAGAUUAGCAUUAGAUCUAGAUCUAGAUUUGGAAUUUCAUUAGCUGUACUUGGGUUUUGUUCUUGUUUCUCCAGACAAGUUCUGUGUAUAUUUCCAAUGGAUAUCUGUCAUUCAUAGCGGCUGUGGCGGUUAUGUUUAGCAAUAAACUGUGAUAAUCAAAGCGCACUAGAUCUAAAUGAUAUUGUGGUUACUUUGUGCAUGUGGAACCAAGAUUUUGGGUCUAUAGAUCGAGCAAUAGAUGUGCUGCGGUAUGAAUGAUGCCUACACGUUUAGGCAAACUGUUUUGUGGCACUGCCUGAGUUUGUGUCAUGAUGUCUAGAAGAAAACAAUCCAAUCCUAAACCAAUCAAACAUGAUGGCGAUGAGGAUACUUCCGACAAGUGUGACGUAAGAGAAGGCGAUAAAGAAACAGACAGCAAUGAACAUUCGCCAGUCAACUCCGAGGCAUCUCCAGAGAGACAUACUGGCGGCAUCUGGUCACCUGAAAGUGGCAAUACUCUAACGGACCAGGGGACGUGUGGCUAUGACAAUAUGGAUGAGAGCGAGUGCCAGGAUGGACAUUCAGUGACGUCGGAAGAUUUAAAAGAAGAACAUGGGACCGAGCCCGGCAAUAGAAGUCCUGCGUCAGAUCAACUCUCUUCGAAAUCCCCGGACUGUGCUCGGACAUCAAAAUGUGAUCUACCUGAACAAUCUCCCGACACUGGCAAAGAGGAAGACGAUGUUCAGUCGAUUGUCAUCAAAACGGAGCCACCGUCAAGCCCGUCUUCCGUUGUCAAUGACAACGAAUCACGUGAUGCUGUCUAUCCUCAAAACAUUUCCGCAUCUUUCGCAACUCUCAAUGGAUCACGUGCUCUUAGGCGGAGGCGCCGCUCACGUUCAAGGUCGAGGUCAAAAUCUGGAGGUGUGCCUGCCUCCCCCGAAGCCACGUCCACCUUAACCCAGACGAGGGAGGAGGCGGAGCGAGCGCUUGUCAAUCGGCUGCAGUUGCCAAGCGACGUGCUGUACUUCCGGCAACAAGAAAUGAACAUUCACGGUACGCCCAGUGUUAGCUGGGUUGUCUGUUGCGCAAUACCACUCCCACAAGGCUCAUCCUUGGGGCCAUUUCAAGGUCAACUUGUUCCACCAGAAUCUGUCAAAGUUGGAGAUCUGAUUGUCCAAUUCACCAACAAGAAAGGUCAACAAGCUUUAAUGAAUGUAGCUGGUCAGUCUGGUGGCUGGCUGGCUUUGCUGAGAUCUGCUGGAACUGGAGCAGACAGGAAUACACACGUCUACUGGGAAGGAGGCAGGAUCUGGUGUGAGAUCAUCUCUGACAUUGAUAUUGGCACAGAGCUGAGAGCCUCUUUCACUUUCCAGAAUGAGGAUGAAGGAGAAGAUGUGGAUGUGGAGGAAGACAGUCUGGGCUCCAGCAUCAAAGAUGAAGUGAGUGGCAGUGAGGAGAGCAGCAGCAACUACAGCAGCCUCCAGCAGCACUCACAUCAACAGACUGCAGCACCUGGUCAUGCUGCACUUAUCUAUGGCUGCCCAUUCUGUGGUGUCAGAUUCUCAAGUCCCAGAACUCUCCAGGGCCACUUAAGUUUUUAUUGUUCCAAGAAGACCUCUGAACACAGCGUGACUGCGUCUCCUAAAGUGGCAGAAAAGAAAAGUAAUCCAGGAAAAACUGAAGAUAUAGUUGUGAAAACAGAGCCGGACUGUAGUGGUGACUCUGUUACUAGUGAAUCAAAACAGGACAGUGGUGAAGCUGAAACACUUAAAGACGAUUUACAAAAAGAUCGCAGCACACCAGGACAGAUUACUUUCAAGUGCAAAUAUUGCUCUUACAGGGCAGACAAAUUGAGUAGUCUUAACAGACACAUGAGAAUGCACAAUAAUGACAAAAAUAAAUCCUUGGCUGUCAUUCCCAAUAUAAGAUCUACUGAGAAAGAACCAAAAGCAAAGUCUGACAAUAAAAGUCUCCGCAUCAUCAAAUCUCCAGUGCUGGAAACAUUCUGUAAAGAAUGCAGGAUUCAGUUCUCUAGUCUGCAUACAUACAAAUGCCACAAGGAGCAUUACUGUGCACAAAGAAGAAAAAAAGCUUUAGCCAAUCCUUCAGCAUUUGAAGCAAUGUUUCAUUCCCCAUUCUCUUUUGCUGAGGCUGCAAAUGUUGGGAUUCCAUCUGCUCUACAAAUGGCAGCAUUGAAUCAAGGUGGGCUUAUUCUUCCAGGAGCACCGGGUGAGGCCAACAUUCCAAGUGGUGCAUCUGUCCUUGUGACAGCUCCAAUGAUGACGACCAAUGGAAUGGCAAAUAUUACAUUAUCAGUACCUGCCAUGCUGGUCCAGUCUGUUGUUCCUGGGCAGGACACAAGGACUCCCUUGACAAGCCCCAGAGUUGCUUCAACACCAGAACCUAAAGAGGCGCUUCCCUCUGCAUCUCAUUUAUCCCCAAGACCACAACUUCUUCAUUUCUUAAGUCCACCACCACCUGCAUUCUUAAAGAAUGAUUAUUCUAUUCGUCCUGAGGAUCUUUGCAGAUCUAAGGAUUCAGUUACAGCAGACAAUGGUACUGCUGACAUCCCUCUAGAUUUGUCUGUCACAAAAGUUAAAACAGAAUCAUCUAAUGGUGGAAACAAAUCUGAACCUAAGGAAAUUGUUUCUUUUCUUCAGCCAGACAAAGAUGGCGCUCUUGAUGCAAGAAGCAUUAAACGAUUUUCCUCUCAAAGCUCCACUUCACCAGAAAAUAAAUUGAAAGAUCUAAAAGAUGAUUCUAGUUCUUUUAACAGCAGAAAGAGUUCACUCACCACUCAGAGAGAUGAAUCCAUUGAUAUAAAGAAAGAAACAACUCCACAGCAUUUUCUCAGAUCUGAUCAUCUUUCUCCUGGAGCAUCUCAGCUACUUCCACAUCCAUCUCUUCUAGCAUCAGCUGCUGCUGCAGGCUUCAUUCCUUUGCCAGGGCUCACAUCAUUACCAAUCUCACCAAAGCACCCUCCACCAGUAGCAUCAAGUAGUACUUCUAGCAUUAGUAAAUGUUCAGAUUGUAAUAUUGUGUUUUAUAAAUAUGAUAAUUAUCUCAUUCAUAAAAAACAUUACUGUUCAGGGAAACGACGCUCAGUACCAGUACAAGCUUCUGAAACUCUACCAGUAGCAACAGAUCUACCAAAUCAAAAGGAAAUUCAUUCUAAACAGUCUUCCCCUGAGAUCCCCACAACAAAUGAUGCACCUGGAUUGCAGUUAACAGCUAAAAAAUCUGACAUCCAAGCUUCUCCUUCUUCUUCCAAGAGCUCUACUGAUGUCAAAUACAAGUAUUAUUGUGUUCCAUGCAGAAUUAAAUUCAGCAAUGCCAGUAUUCUAGAGGCUCAUAAAGAAUAUUACUGUCCAGCUGGUAAAGACAGUGAGCAGUCUGUCAUCUUGCAAUCAUCUUUAAAUGAAUCAACUUCAGUAGACUCACCCAAAGAUGAGAGGUCAGUGUCACCAGAACCACUCCAUGAAGAAUUUUCUUGCCAGAGAUGUAACAGCGUCUUCUCAUCAGCUAGACUUCUACGUCUCCAUGUAUGUGAAGGAGGAUUUCCAUGCCCUCAUUGUGAUCAAGUCUCUAUCACUGACAACAGGCUUGCUGAACACAUGAAGAUUCAUGCUCCAACCAAGGCUUACCGGUGCACAAUAUGUGGCUACAGGGGAAACACUGCUAGAGGAAUGCGCAUGCAUGGCAAAACUCAUAUAGAUGAAGGUCUUGACUUUACUGAUGAGAAUAUGCUUGAGUAUCAUGAGCCCGCUCUAGUGCCAGUGGUGCACAGCUCACAUUCAGGGAGCACAACAGACUCAGAACUGCUCAGGCUAAAAAAUGAGCCAUACAAAAGGCGCAGAUCCAGAAAAGCUUAUGAAAAAUUUGAUUACCCUCUUCCAAAAGUGGAUGUUCCUCAAACUUGUUUAUUGUGUGGUCAAAAUUUCCCCAAUGUAGAUUAUUUAACUUCUCAUUUUAAAGUUCAUGAAAUAGCUUCUCAGUAUGUGGCUGGGCUAAUGAAAUGUCUUAACUGUGAGUACAUUGGCAAAGAUCCUGAUGACCUUAGAUCCCACUUUGAGUUAAACCACCUUAGUGGCAGUCGAAAUAAGCAAAGACGCUUGUCAACCCAAAGCAGUGAAGAUGAUCUGUCAAACUUAAGUCAAGACAGAAGGAUGCCUCAAAAGCUAAUGGUUUUAAGUGACCCCAAUUCUUCUGAUGAUGAAAGAUCCUCAGAAAGUUAUGAUUUUAAAUUCAAAACCAAAGUGAAGAGUGAACCAAUGGAGGAAGCUGAAGGUAAUGACAGAGACAAUGUCUUAGAUGAGAACAAUGUAGAUGAAGGCAUGGACUUGCAGCCUAGUUCAAAUAUCAGCACCAUUCAUAUAAAACAAGAGGAACCUGAUGUAGAUCUAGAGGUAGAUGAUGAAGAAAGAGAGCCAGGGGAACUUGUUAACAGCCUUCGCAUUAAGAAAGAAGUUUUAGAUGAAGAAGAGACAUACUGCACCAAUAGUAAUUCCAACAUGGGCAAUAACAUGGAAUGUGAAAAAGUUUCUGCUAAGGAAAACAAUGUAGACUCUCCUAAACCUGAAUCUAGUGUGAACUUGUGUGGAAAAAGUAGUUCACUCAAAGAAGAUCUUCUCAGAACUCGAGAUGAAAUCACUAGAAAUAGAUCUCCAAGUCCCCAUUCUGUAGUCAUCAAAUCUGAAAGAAUUUCACCACAGUCACUAAGCAUGACUCCAAAUUUCUUGGUCAACUUCUCCCCCAAUGGCACACCAGCUUCAGCUGGGCCAGCCCCUCAAUCUUCACCAUUAACUUUUUCCCCAUUUGAUCCUCCACCUUCCACGUCAUCAGCUGUGUCUCCAUUUCACCCCCAUCCCCUGGCAUUUCCCUAUUCUGCGCCACCACACAUGGCCUUGCCCUAUGUGUUCCUCCAACCUCACUUGUCCACUUCACCCCUUCCCCUGGGUUUGAAGCCAAGUCCCGGGAGAGAGGAGAGACUUGGAGCAGGAGCUCGCUACUGUCAAAACUGUGAUAUCUCUUUCUCCAAACCUUCCACAUACUUGGCUCACAAGAAGUAUUAUUGCACAGCCCGGCCCAGAGGCGAGUCUCAGCCAUCAGCUAAAGCAUGAAAUGAGCUGAGAUCUAUUCAAUGAUAUAAAAAAAUAGUUUAUAUGUUAACUAUGUAUUCUGUUUAAGCUAUAUAUAUUAUAAAUUACAUACAUUAUAAAAAAAUACAAAUGAAUAUAUUUCAAUUAUUAUGGUUAGUUAGCCAGUUACUGUAAUUAUGUGUAUAUUAAAAUGUUUGCAUUGCUGAGUUUAUUAGGGAAAGUACAAAUCUUACUUCAUUUUUUGUUUGAUUGGAGGCUAAGUUAACAAAAAGAUUUUUGUUACAAAUUUAUUUUAAAAUAGAACUUUAUACAUUAGGGAUUCUUAACAAUUGCCCAUUUAUAUUUUUACUUUUAGAUGGAAUACACAAUUCACUUAUCUCAAAUUUGAAAUAAAUAUAGAUAACAAAGCUAUUGGAGAGUGAGUCUAAUGAUCACAUCACAAUUUAUUUUCAAAAAGAAGUUCUUUUUUUUAUCUUUUUGCAGUUUUGUUGUGACUUGGAACACAUUACACUAUAAAUGAAGAAUAAGACAAAUGGUCUAUAAAUUCAUUAUUAUAAUCACAAUGAUCAUUUACAAAUAUAUAUCACUAAAGAGAAGUGAAGAAAAUCGUCAUUCUUUUCAUUGAUUGAAACAGACUUCAAUCCUUGGCUCAGUCUUAUCAUUGAUUGAAACAGACUGCAAUCCUUGGCUCAGUCUUAUCAUUGAUUGAAACAGACUGCAAUCCUUGGCUCAUUCUUAUCAUUGAUUGAAACAGACUGCAAUCCUUGGCUCAGUCUUAUCAUUGAUUGAAACAGACUGCAAUCCUUGGCUCAGUCUUAUCAUUGAUUGAAACAGACUGCAAUCCUUGGCUCAGUCUUAUCAUUGAUUGAAACAGACUGCAAUCCUUGGCUCAGUCUUAUCAUUGAUUGAAACAGACUGCAAUCGUUGGCUAUCUUAGAUUAAAAAAAAAGCCAGAAAUAAAAUGUUCAUAUAGUUUUUAAGUAUGUUUGGUAAUCUUGCAACUAUCUGUUCUGUUUAGCUACAUAUGUGUCAGAUCUUAUAAAUGUGUUCAUAUUUCCAGGAGUUUACUUUUUGAGCUGAGAAAAAUGUUUUUCAAUGUCAGAAUUCUUGAAAAGUUUUUCAAAUGAUGAUCUUUCCAUGGAAAUUCUUUGGUUGUGAAUUUUUUUGUGUUUUUCACUUCUCAAACAAGUUGUUGAUGUUUUCAUGGAAUCUUUUUUUGUUCUGGUUUAUGUAUUGCUCAGAGCUUUAUGUCUUUUAGAUAUGCUUUAGAAGUGGAUACACUUCUUAGAUAUCACUAAAUAAUCUUUAAAAGUGAUACACAUCUUAGAUAUCACUAGAUAAUCUUAAGAAGUGAAUAAACUUAUUAGAUAUCACUAGAUAAUCUUUAGAAGAGGAUAAAAUUAUUAGAUAUCACUAGAUAAUCUUUAGAAGAAGAUAAACUUAUUAGAUAUCACUAGAUAAUCUUAAGAAGAGGAUAAACUUAUUAGAUAUCACUAGAUAAUCUUUAGAAGUGGAUAAACUUUUUGGAUAUCAUUGAGAGUUUAUGUUAUUUGUUGAGUUUAGGAAUUUUUUUACUAUUGUAAAUUAUUUACUAGUGUAAAAUUGAAGAUAUUUUUUUUUAUGGUUGAUAUUGGAGUUGGUUUUAAGUUAAUGAUAAAGGUUAAUGUGGUUUUUUAUCUGGAUUACAUUUUUAGUUUUUAUUCAUUUUUAUUUGAUAUAAAUUUAAUGAAAUUUCUAUCACACAUCUGCCAGCCUUUUUGAAAUAAUAGCCAUACAUUUUGUUUGUUUUCAAUUUUUUUUUAUUCCACACAUAAACAUAUCUCUAUUCAUUGAAGUAAAAUUAACAGAAAUGAACUUAACAUUAACAUAAUCUAUUUUAAAUUUUCAUUUUUAGUAGUUAAACAAUUUAUAAGUCAAUUUUCGUCUUUUACAAAAAUUUCCAUUUUGCCAAGUUUUUUUUGUUUCCUUUAAAAUACCGUUACUUGACUUCCUAGUUUAAUGGCAACAACGGAUUCGUCAAUGUUAUUAACUACGUCUUAACACCAGAGAAACAUACACUCAUGAUCAGGGGCGUAGCAAGUUAUUCAUGACCAGGGGCGUAGCAAGGUACCAAGAUACAUUGAUAACAUGAUGGACCUUGAUGUUUUAACCUAACAAAGAAAAAUAAAUUGUCCUCCUGUUUGCAUCAAUGCAUUUACAAAAAGACAUUCCUAUGUAUCUACCACCUUGUACAAGUUAUGAUGCUUACACAUUGUAAAAGUCUGCUUCAGAAACAUAAUGGACCAGCUCUCUAUGUGGGCUUCUAUUAGACAUGGUCCUGGCUGGAAUGGACUCCUUCGCGCCAUGGUUACUACGCCACCGGGUCACAUGGCCUGAGCCUACAGAGUGGAUCUCUAGACACAUGUUUCUGUUCGCAGGCCUAAAUAAAUAAAAAGGAGGACACGAAAACCAGUUGAUAUAUAAUAAGUUGAUUUCUAGACAAAUUAAUGUCAUGGAGCAUUGUGCUCCUUAGUUCUAAGCUUUUAAGUACGUUAGUGUCAAUAGAUCUCUGAGCUAAUUACCUGCUUUGUGGGACUUGAGUAAGCCUACACUACGGAGAAGUAACUCUUGGAUGACACCCAGUCUAAACCCAGUGUUGAGUUGUCAAACCUACAUAUUAUCUUAUUUUUAGUAUCAAUUACAGACGUUAAUUAUGGCUUAUGCUGUGUAAAGGGGAGGGGGGCGUUUACUAGGACGUCUGUAACUAUCUCGCUCUCGCUAUGUUCAUGUAGAGUAAAGGAUUGUCUUUUGACAUUGUUUUCAUUGACUUGCUCAUCUAUAUCACGUGAGCUAAAUAUUUUCCUUUCCUUGAAUUGAUUCAUCGUUUCAGUUCUGUGUAAAUAGCGACUUACAGGAUUGUGUGUGUGUGUGUACAAACUUUCAGCGACAGACAUGAUUGUGUGUGUGUACAAACUUUCAGCGACAGACAUGAUUGUGUGUUUAUGUACAAGCUUUCAUUUGUCAAUGAAGUCAUACUGUUUCUUCCCUCAACUUCAUACAAAAUCAGCUGAUCAUUCCAUAGCGCCAUCUAGAGCUACAGAUUCAGCUGCCACAAAGAUGAAUGAACACUCUGUAACUUACUGCAGCACUCUGUAACAAGCUGCAACACUAAGUAACAUACUGCAUCACUCUGUAACAAGCUGCGACACUCUGUAACAUACUGCAUCACUCUGUAACAAGCUGCAACACUCUGUAACAAAACACUCUGUAACAUGCUGAAUCACUCUGUAACAAGCUGCAGCACUCUGUAACAAGCUGCAACACUCAGUAACAUACUGCAUCACUCUGUAACAAGCUGCGACACUCUGUAACAUACUGCAUCACUCUGUAACAAGCUGCAACACUCUGUAACAAGCUGCAUCACUCUGUAACAAAACACUCUGUAACAUGCUGAAUCACUCUGUAACAAGCUGCAACACUCUGUAACAAGCUGCAUCACUCUGUAACAAAACACUCUGUAACAUGCUGAAUCACUCUGUAACAUGCUGCAUCACUCUGUAACAAGCUGCAACACUCUGUAACAUGCUUCAAUGUUUGGGAUUUUGACUUGGUCUACUUGUGGAUCUACUGACUAAAAACAUGACUAUCAUAUUGGUCUUUGAAUCUCGAUUUUUAUUUACUUCCUACUAAAAUGUUUUGAACUAAAUGAUCAUAUUCUAUGUUCUCAAAUACUGUGGUAUACACGAUUCUCGAUUGUCUUACAAUUCUACGUUAUCAGAUACUGUGGUAUAUAUGACUAUCUUACGGUUCUAUGUUCUCAGAUACUGUGGUAUAUAUGAUUGUCUGACAAUUCUAUGUUCUCAGAUACUGUGGUAUAUAUGAUUGUCUGACAAUUCUAUGUUCUCAGAUACUGUGGUAUAUAUGAUUGUCUGACAAUUCUAUGUUCUCAGAUACUGUGGUAUAUAUGAUUGUCUGACAAUUCUAUGUUAUCAGAUACUGUGGUAUAUAUGAUUGUCUGACAAUUCUAUGUUCUCAGAUACUGUGGUAUAUAUGAUUGUCUGACAAUUCUAUGUUAUCAGAUACUGUGGUAUAUAUGAUUGUCUUACAAUUCUAUGUUAUCAGAUAUUGUGGUUUACAUGACUAUCAUACAAGUUUCUGUUAAAAUGUGUGUUUAUGACUAUCAUAUGAUUCUAUGUUAUCUUAUACUGAGUUAUGCAUAUAUUCUUUGUUAGAGAUUGCAAUGUAUAAUGUUAAAUCCUAUGUUGUACCUGAAGCGUUCUAUCACUAGAUAAGAACAAAACUUCCUUCAAUACAGUUGAACUAGUU